This is a messenger RNA of Plasmodium falciparum 3D7, 14835 nucleotides long. RefSeq lists its product as uncharacterized. Lineage: Eukaryota; Apicomplexa; Aconoidasida; Haemosporida; Plasmodiidae. The record is from RefSeq and is a predicted model, not a curated record.
AUGAUGAAAAUAAAUAAAUUAUUUCAUCUUAAUGUAAAUAGUUUUACAAAAGAUUUAAAUAUAUUUCAUAAAAAUAAUAAAAUCAAUGAAAAUAUAGGACAAAUAGAAAAUAUCAAAUAUAAAGAUGGGUCAUCUAAGAGAAUAAUAACAAAAUGGAAAAAUACAUUUACUAUAACCCUGGAAAAAUUUGUAUUCGUAUGUUGUCAACAUGAAAAAGACUCCUGGACCUUUCUCAAAUAUAUGAGUCCUAAUAAAAUCGACAAAGCAUUAUGCAUAUCAGAUUUUAAUUUUUUAUUAAUCCAAAAAAGUAACCAAUUAUUUAUACAAGAAUUUGAUAAGGAUAAUUUCAACGAAAACAUAAUAGAUAUAAAGAUAUUAAGAAGACAACAUAUCGAUAUCUCAGUUCUUUUCUUUUUUCCGUAUAAUGAUUUUAUAUAUAUUAUUGAUAAAACUGGAAUAUUAUGGCAAAUGGACCCAGCCAAUAUCAACAAUAACACAAAGAUGCUAAAAGAAAUAAAAAGAUUCAACUUAAAAAAGAGUACAGAUAUAUAUUUAAAAAUAGAAAAAGAGCAUUUUUUAAUUAUAUCUUAUUGUGAUGAUAAAAUAGAAGGAUUGUUUUAUAUAAUUAUACAUAAUUUACAGAAUGAUGAAAGUGAAUAUAUAGAAAAGAAUAUAUCUGAAUAUAUUAUAAAGAAUGAAAUAAAAAAAAGUAUACAAUGUAUUACUUUAAAUAAAAAAUACAUCGUUUUAUUAUUUAACACAAAUGAUAUUAUAAUAUUAGAAAAUCUGAAUUUGAAUAAUAAUUAUGAAGUUUUUAAAUAUCUUAAUGAAAAUAAAACGGACAAAUUAAAAUAUUUCAACAAAAAAUCUUUAAGGGAGAUAGAAUAUUAUAUAUCAAGUUAUGAAGAUAUGAAUAUUGAAUUAGACAAAGAUAAUGAUAUCAACGAACUAUACAAUAAUAAUAAUAAUAAUAAUAAUAAUAAUAAUAAUAACAAGAGCAACCAUAAUAAUUGUCUUCAUAAUAAUUGUCUUCAUAAUAAUUGUCUUCAUAAUAAUUGUCUUCAUAAUAAUUGUCCACAUAAUAAUUGUCUACAUAAUAAUUGUCUACAUAAUAAUUGUCUUCAUAAUAAUUGUCUUCAUAAUAAUUGUCCUUAUAAUAAUCGUCUUUAUAAUAAUAAUCUUUAUAAUAAUAAUCUUUAUAAUAAUAAUCUUUAUAAUAACCUUCUUUGUAACAAUAAUAUGACUACUAAUCAAAUACGUUAUGUACAUAUAAAUGAAUAUAAUAAUUUAUUUUUAAUUUAUAGUGACUCCUUUUUAUAUGAACCUGAGUAUAACAGAAAUAAAUAUACCUCUUUCGUUUUUAACUCAUUUAACAUGUUAUAUUCUUAUUAUAAUAAAAUGGAAGACAUGUACAUGUCCAAAUUUCAUAGUCAAGACAAGUUAAAUAAUAAUUCUUUAUUAUAUGACAUAAAUGAAAAUAUAUUAAAGAAAAGUAAUCUACAUAUGUGUAUCAUCAAUAUUGUGGACCAGAAAAUUAAGGAGUUUAAUAUAAAUUAUUAUGAUGAAAUAUUUAAUAUAUAUGAUGAAACUAUCAAUGUAUUAAUUAAUCAUCUGCAUCAAAUUGAACAUGACCAAAAACAAUUAUAUGAUAUGCAAAAUAAAUAUAACAAUGAUAUAUAUUCAAAUUUAUUAUACCUACAAAAAUAUUUAGAUGUAUAUAAUAUUAAUAAAAACAAAAAACGCAUUUUUGAUAAUCAAUUGAAUGAUAAUGAUAAUGAUGAUGAUGAUGGUGAAAAAAGCAUGUUGAAUUUAGAUUUUUUGAAAAUGGAUAUAACAAAAAGUAAUAAAAAGAAAAUAUCUGAAAACACACAUUUAUACAACAACAUAUUAUUAUGUGUUAUAGAUAAAUAUUAUUUAAUUCUAAAAAUGAAUCAAGACGAAUUUGAUAUUGUAUUAUAUGAAAUAUAUUUUCUAAAUAAUAUAGAAAUAUUAGUAUAUCAAUUUUUUUAUAAUUAUUAUGACUCAUUAAUAUUAGCUGAAACAUAUAAAUGUAAGUAUGUUCAUCAGUUAUUUGCAUAUUCCAUUUAUGAUUAUAUGGGUCGAUAUUGUGGUUCAUCCUUAGCAGACUAUGAGUGCUUGUUCAAAAUUGAAGACAUAUUUCAAUUUCUCCAUCGAGCAAUCACCUUCGACCCUUUUCUUUUCAAAGAUGAUGAAGAUGACGAAAGAAUAAAACGUUUGACAAACCCGUUAGAAAAUAAAGAUUCAAUAAACAAAUGUAAUUUUUUUGAAACCAAUUUAAAUGUGGAUGAAGAAAAUAAGAAUUAUCAUAAUUUCGUCUAUCUACUUAACGAAAGAGAUAAUGCAUCAUCUGAAUAUAUAAAUAAUUAUUAUUGUAUAAAAAAAAUUAGUUUUGAUAAAGAAUUAUGUAAAAAUAUUGAUAUAAAUAUACAAUUACAUAAACUAAAAAAUGUCCUAUUCUCAUCUUUACAAUUAAUUGAUUAUUUGUUAGAAGAAGAAAAAAGUUAUGAAAAACAUUUUGUAAAUAAUAAUUUUGAUGAAAAUGAUGUAGAACAAAAUUUCUUAAGUACACUUAUUAAAAAUAAAACCAAAAAAAAAAAAACAGAUAAUAAUAAGUUAUAUAAAACAAAUAUAUUCACAGAAAGAAAAGAGUGCAAUAAUUAUGAACAUGUACAAUAUGAUGAUAUAUUAUCAGGAAAUAAUACAUAUAAUAAUAAUGAUAAUACAUUUUAUAAUACCAAAAUAAAUAAUAACGAAGCAAAUUAUAACAACUCUGAAGAAGACAAUAAUAACAAUAUAAAUAUAAAUAAACUUUGGGACAUAUCAAUACAUGAAAUGAACAUUAAUUUAAGUCGUUCAUCUUUUAGUUUAACAAGCGAUGUAAUACAAAAUGAAGAAAUCAGAAGAGACGAAGACUCAAAUUUUUUUUUCUUCUCAUAUAACAUAGAAAAAUUUAAGUAUUAUUUAAAUUCAAUCAAACAAAAUGAACAAGUAAAAAUAAAAUUAUUAAUCUAUAAAAAUGAAAUAAUAAAACAAAUAUAUAAAUUUAAAUUAUAUAAUUAUAUUAUGAAAUUGUUACAUAAAGAAAGAAUUAAUAAUUUUGCGCUAUACCAUAAUAAGCAACCUUUAAAAUGUAAAUCUAUAGAUACAUCAAAAGGGAAGAAUAGUAUAAAUAAAAUAUCUGAUAUUUUUAAUAUUUUUAAAAAAAAUGUAAACCAUACAAUAAAUUCAUGUGAUGAACAUAAUGGUAAUGAUGAACAUAAUGAUGAUGAUGAACAUAAUGAUGAUGAUGAACAUAAUGAUGAUGAUGAACAUAAUGAUGAUGAUGAACAUAAUAAUGAUGAUGAACAUAAUAAUGAUGAUGAACAUAAUAAUGAUGAUAAUCAUAUUAAUGAUGAAAAUAAUGACGAUUAUCAUAAUAAUUAUUAUUAUAAUAAUAAAAAUAAACGUGUUCAAAAUGUUGAUGAUACAAAUAUAUUUAUUAUAAGCUGGACAAAAUUUAAAUAUGCCUACACGCCUAUAGAUAUAAUAAAAUAUUUCCUAAUUAAUAAAAACUAUGUACUCAUAAAAAUAUUUUAUAAAUAUUUUAAUUAUUUUAUAAAACAAAAUUGGAAAACUAUCUUUUAUUAUAUUCCAUUGAAUGAAAGAAUAGAAAAUUAUUUUUUUCUUUUACCAUUAAUAAAUAGAAAUAUUAAUAAUGAAAAAGAUUAUACGCUGCAGAAUCAAGUUAAUAAUUAUAACGAUCAUAAAGACAGGUUGAUAUCUAGCAAUAAUUUUAUAGAGGAACAUAUAAUUGGUUGUGAUGAAAAAAUAUACACGGAGCAGUACAUUUCAUCUACUCAAGUAGAAAAAAAAAUGGAAAACAAUACAAAUACAUGUAAUAAUAAUAAUGAUAAGGAAAAAAUAUAUAAGGAUAGUAGUAGUAGUAAUAUUAGUAUUAGUAGUAAUAAUAAUAUUGAAAUGUUAAACCCAAAAGUAAAUGAAAAUCUUAUAUCUUUCCUUUCGUAUGAAAAUAAGAACAAAAACACGUACGAAUUAUAUGAUAUUGAAUGUGAUGAAAACGUGUUUGUUGAAUUCUUUCUAAACAGGUGUAUAAACAUAAUAAAAAAAACACACUUAAUUAAAAGUAGAUUAUUAGAAUUUGUUUAUAUAUGUCUAAAACAUUUAAAUGGAGAUAACAUAUAUGAAAUAUUUGUGUACGAUCAUAUUAUGAAUAAGUACCAAUACAACGAACAUUAUUUUGUUCUCAAUUCAUAUAAUAAGAAUAAUCAAAAGGAUAACCAUAAAGAUAACGACAAUGAAAGAGAUAUAAGAAAAAAUAUAAAUUCAUUUGAAACACAUAAUGAGCACAAGAACUAUAUGGUUAAUAUGAAAAAUAAUAAUAAUAAUGAAUAUAAUAAUAAUAAUGAAUAUGAUAAUAAUAAUGAAUAUGAUAAUAAUAAUGAAUAUGAUAUUAAUAAUGAAUAUGAUAAUAAUAAUAAUAAUUAUUAUUAUUAUUAUUGUAAUAAUAUGAAUAACCAAUAUAAAAGUAAACUAGGAAUAAAUGAACCCAUCAAUAUUAACGAUAUAUCUUUUAUUAAAAAUUAUUUAAGGAUAGAAUUAAAAAAAGAUAAUAUUAAAAAUAAAAAUAUCAUCCUUAUAUAUAGCUUAUUCAUUUUAAUAAAAAUGUAUCUUGUAUGUAAAGAAAAUAAUAGGAAUAUAAAAUUUGAAGAAUUUAUACAAAUGAAUAUAUAUAACAAAAUGUGUGUUAUAUUAGAUUUCGAUAUAAAAUAUUUAUCAUACGAAGAUGAUCAAAAAAAUAAUAUUAAAUAUUUUUAUGAUAAAUUAAUAGAUUUGUUAGAAGAAUAUAAAUAUAUAGAUGAACAUAUAAAAUAUACAAGUUGUUAUGUAACAUUUGAUAAAGAUAUAAUUUAUUUAAAUUAUAAAAAAUCUAAUAAUUUUUUAGAUUCAUUAUAUAUUAACAUAUUAUAUACAUCGAAACAGUUAUUUAUAAUAUUUGUUUUAAAAACAUUAACGAGUUUACAAUGUAUGAAAAAAGAUUCUUUAAAAAAAAAAAAGACAAACAAAAUAUAUAGAUAUAUGAAUAAAAAUAAAGAUAAUAUUAAAAAUAAAAAAAAUUUUGAUAGUACAUUAAAUAAUUAUAAAAAAAAAAAAACAACAGAAGUAGAUAAAAUAUUAAUCUUUUUAAAAUAUAUAUAUUAUGCUUAUGAUCAUAAAAUUAUAUUUAAUGAACAUUAUGAAUAUGUUUUUUUCUUUUUAAUAAUCUUUUAUAAAUAUAUGCAAAUCAAUUUGUUACAUUUCAUAUCUAUAUUUAAUGAUUUCUAUAGCCUUUUUCCAAGACGAGUAAUAUAUAUGAGUAAUAAACAAAGUUAUGAUAUGAUAGAUGAUAAUAUAAAUAAAUAUUUAAACGAAUAUAUUUUACAACAUACGUUCAAACUAGGAGAUCUUUUUAAAGAAUACCAAGAUAUGAAUAUAAUUAAUUAUAAUAAAAUAAUAAUCUUUGAUAAAUAUAUUGAUUAUAUUAUAAAUUAUUACAAUAAUAAUAAUAAUAAUGUGGUAAUAACAAGUAAUAUAGAAAAUGAUGAUUUCAACAAAAAAAAAACACGAGAAUCAUAUGAUAUGAAUAAAAAUGUAUUUGAAAAUUGUGAUGUAGAAAGGAAAGAACAGUAUGAUGAUAAUCAUAAGAACAUAUCAUUAUCAUGUGAAAACAUUGAAAACUAUUUAGAUGUUUUUGAAAAACAUUUAAAUUCCUUAGAACUUAUUAAAUAUUUUAAAAAAGAUAUUAUCAAUCCAAAUGAUGAAGAAUUAUUAAAUAUUAAUAUAGAUAUGAUUUUGAGUUCAAAUUAUAAUAAGAAAAAAAGUAUAUUAUAUAUGUUUAAAAUAUAUAAAAUAAUUAUUUUAUAUACUCAUCAUUAUAAAGAUAAUAAUUUUACAAAAAAUUGUAUACAAUUAUAUUAUAAUUUAUUUUAUUCAGUACAUCAUGAUAUAUCAUUAUUUUUUUUUAUUUUUUUUUAUAUUAUUUUAUUUUUUUCCAAUGAUUAUAAUUAUCUUUAUUCCUUUAUGAAAUAUUAUUAUAAGGAAUAUAUAGAACACAUACAAAGUGUAACAAAUAACAAACCAUCUUAUUAUAAGGAUAUGAUAAAUUAUUUAAUAACAAAUAAAAUUAAUAAUAUUACAAUAUAUGAUAAUGAUUUUAUUCAAUUUUAUAACUUUAUAAAAAAUAUAUACACAACAACAUCUGAAGCAUUAUUAACCCUUUUUAUUGAUAUACCUGAACAGAAUGAACACAUUUUAUUAACAAAUCUAAGAAUUUUAUAUUAUAUACAAAAUAUGAUGAAAAAUAAAAAAUGUUUAUUAUAUGUAAUAUCACCCAUACAACAGUAUAAUAAAUCCAGUGAUGAUAUAUCUAAAGGUAGGAAUAUCGAAUUACCAUCCUAUUCAUCAAACGAAGACCUUAUAUAUAAAUCCUUUUCGAAAUUAAUCACAAAAGGAUAUGAAAAGACAAAUCAUAAAAAUACAAAUAAAAAUAAUAAUAUGAUUAGUAAUGAUAACAAUAAAUCAAAUCAGAAUAAUAUAAAGAAUAAAUUAUUAUGUGCACAAAUGUCGACGCAUUUUUUUUUUAAACAAAUAUACUAUGAUACAUAUAUAAAAAUAAAAAAUGAAAGAAACAAAUUCUAUAUUUUUAAAAAUAUUAUAGAGAAUGAUUUAAAUAAAAUAACAAAUUAUAAAAAAAUUUUACAACUAUUAAAAUUGUUACAUAUAAUAAAUAGGGAUCAAUUAAUAUAUUGUAUUAUUUAUCUUAUAUAUAUUAUACAAAUAUAUAUAAAAAACAAGAAAAAAAAUAAAAAUAAAGAAAAAAAUAAAAUUACAAAAGAAAAGGAAAAGAAGAAAAAUGAAACAUUAACAAGUCACUUAUCUUUUUAUUUAAUACUUUUAAUAAUUUUAUACUCAAAAGAAGAAAAAUUUAAAAAUAGUUAUAAAGACUUCCUGCAACAAACAAUUUUAUUUUAUAUGAACCAUUCAACAAAAAGUAUAAAUUAUAUUUAUAAUUUUGUUAUUUUUAUAUAUUCUUAUUUCUCGUUAAAUUACAACCUUUCUAUAGAUAUCUUGUAUAAAUUGUUUUUAAAAAAAAAAAAAAAAAUUCAAAACAUUAAAUAUGGACACAAUCAAAAUUGUACGUCUAUUCCAUUAGAAAACUUAUAUCAAUUCUUAGGAAACAAAAUAAGUAUGAAACAAAAUUAUGAGAAAAAACAUUUUGUAAAUAAUGAAAGCAACAACAAAAAUAUAUCUAUAAAUAAUUCUCAAAAUACAAAAGGUAGUAAUAUUCCAAACACAAAUCAAAUAAAAAAUAUGUUUAAUAAUAUUAAUGUAGUAAAUAAUAAAAGUGUAUAUAUGGAUAAUGUCUUAAAUACAAACAUAGAGAAAGGAAAUAUAAAAAAUAAAAAUUCUCACACUAAUGUUGGUAAUAAUAAUUAUGAUGUUAAUUAUGAUCAAUCAUUUUCUCAACAGAAUAAAGAACAAGAAUAUAACAACACAAAAAUGUUAUUAGAAACAAAGAAUGGAAAUAAAUCUUCUAGUGAACAAGAAGAUUAUGAAAAAUAUUCUUAUUCAAAUAAUAUAAGUUCAUAUCAAAAUUUUUAUUAUUAUGAUGAUGACGAUUAUCCAUAUUAUCCAUUUGAAAUAAAAAUUAACGAAAGCGAUGUUGCAGAAACAUGUUAUGAAACAGAUAUUAUAUCAAACCAUUCGUCUAAUGAACUAAAUAACGAGAAAUGUACAAAUAUGGGAAAUAAUUCAUUUUGUGAUGAAGAUAUAGAACAUGUUAUCAACAGUCAUCAUGAACAAACAAAUAAUACAACAUCAUCCCUAGGAAGUAGUAGUAGUGAUAUAGAUAUGAUGAAAACUACAACUACUAAUAUAAAAGAAAAAAAUAUAUAUAUAAAUAAUAAUAAUAAUUAUUAUUAUGACUAUUAUUACAAUAUGUAUGACGAUGUUGUAUCCUCCAGUGCUGAUGAAAAGACAAAAUGUGAGAUAUUAGAAAAAAAUAAUAAAUCAUUUUUUAAAAAAAUUAGAAACCAUUUAAAUAUUUUUCAUUUUAACAAUAAAACGAUCUACGAUAAUGAUAAUAAUUCUCUUAUAGAUUUCAUAAAAAGGGUUCAAAAAAAAAUAAAUAAAUAUAAUAUAUGUAAAUGGGAUAUAGAAUAUAUUUUAAAAGUAAUUAAAAAAAUUGAACGAUUUUUCAUUACAAUUGAAUUAGAACCAAACAUGACAAAUGAUUAUUUUCAUAUGUACUAUUUUGAUAUACAUGAAGAAAAAAAAAAAAAAAAAAAAAUUAAAGAAAGUUAUGAUGAUAAUAAUGUAAAGGAUAAAUAUAAUGAACAAAAUAUUAUAUAUAAUAAAAAAAUGAAAAAUAAAAAAUAUGUCACAAAUAAUCAAAUGAAAGAAUAUUUAUACAUGUCUUUAUUUUCAAACGAUAAUUAUUUUUCUCUUGUUCAUUUAUUAAAUAUUCAAGACUAUUAUACCAUUUGUCUAUAUAUAAAAAAAAUAAUACUUAUUAAUUCCAUAAGCGUUAAAAAAAAAAUUAAUAUCUUUAAUAUUAUCUUAUGGACCAUAUAUAAUUUUAUGAAUAACAAGAAAACUAUUAUGAUGGAAUACAAAAAAGAUAAUAAUGGGUAUCAUGCGAAUGAAAAUAUAUAUGAACAUAAAUACAUACAAACAAACCAUUACAAUGAUAAUAAUAAGAGUGUGAAUAAUAUACAUAAUUCACCUUUCAAAAAUAUCAUAUGCAUCGUAGUCAUAAUAAGAUAUCUCUUAUGGAAUUUAUAUAAAAACCAUAUUAAUAAAAUUGAUAUGAAGAAACUUUUUUUUGAAGAUAAUUAUAAAAAAAGUGUUGUAGAAAAGUUAGAAAAAAAAAAGUGUCAAGAAAUUUUAGAGAUUCUGAUAAAAAUUGUAGACAUAUCAAAAAUAUAUUUAUCCCAAAUGAACUUCCAAUUAAUAAGAAAAGAUACUUUUAUUAUUUAUAAAAUAAAUAUCGUGCCCCAAACAAGUCAUAUUACUAAAGAAGGAAAUCAUAUCUCAAAUAACGAUUUGAAAUAUAAACAAAACGUGUCUCAUACAAAUUUUAAUAUAGAAAACAAACAAGAACAAUAUUUAUUUGAAAUCCAAACAGAAAAAGAAAUGUUACAACAUUUUUUUAGCAAUGAAAAAAAUAAUUUAUUCCUUUAUAUAUUAAAAAAUAUACAUAGUUUAUAUUAUGAUAUAAAUUGUGUAUAUAAAAUAUUAUUUUAUAUGUAUGAAAUAUGUUUGUACUAUUUAUGUUCUUCUAUAUAUUUUAUUAAAUUGACGUAUUAUAAUUUUAAUCUUGGCACAUUCUUUUCAUCUAUAUACAAAACCAUAAAAAAAAUGUCACCUACUCAACUUAUAGCUAAAUUAAUAGAAUUGAGAUGUAUAUCUGUAUAUUUAAAUGAUUAUGUACAUUCCAAAAAUAAUCAACACAAGUUACUACAAGACAAUAUAACAAAUAAACAUAGUAAUAAAAAUAUUCAUAGGAAUGAUAUACAAACACAUAUAAUACAUGAUGAACUUAAUAACACACAAAAUUAUGAGCAUGCACAGGAUAUUUCUGUAGAUAAAAAUAUAAACAACCACAAUUAUUCUUAUCAUAUCGCAUUAAAUAAUAACAGUACAUGUAGAGAUUCCUUAUUUAAUAACCCUUUAAUGAUUUUAUAUGAUAAGAAAAUUUUCAAUGAGUUUAAUUUUUAUAUAAAUGAAAUAGAUUCUACAUAUAUUACAUUCCACGAGAAAUGUAACGAAUUCUUAAAUAUAUAUAAAGAAAUAAAAGAGAGUGAACUAUGGCCAAUAGAAAAGACAAAGAAAAGAAAAAAUAAGAAUAAAAUUAUUAUAUAUCAUAUGGAUAGGGAAAAUAUAUAUUCAUAUUGUAAGAAUAUAUUAAACGAAUUCAAUAUAAUGCCAUAUAUAUAUGAUCUUACAUUUAUUUUAAAUAAACUAAAUAUUCGUUUCCAUCCUUUUUUUUAUAUAUAUGAUAAAGAUUAUGAAAAUGUUAAAAAUAUAUUUGAUCCGACAGAAGAUGAUUAUUUAAAAUAUGUUUUACUUGUUAAAUUAAAAAACAAAAACGAUAUUAUGUUAUUAUAUGAAACUAUUACAGAUAUAAAGAAUAAUGUAUAUAUAUACUUUUAUUCAAACUAUUUCUUAUGUGAAUUAUUUAUAAAUUUUUAUGUCUAUCAUUUAUUUUUGAAGUUACAACAACAUGUUGAAAAUGAACUUGAUCAUAUUUGUAAAAAUCUUCUUGAUAAAUCAUAUAAUGAUAUAAGGUUUCAAAUCGAUAUAUAUUUUAAUAAAUUGUGUGUAGAUUUAUUACAGAUAAAAAAAAAAGAAAAAAAAGAAAUUGAUAUAUUUUUAAAUUUUUAUAGAUUUAUGGAUAAAUUUAAUAUAUAUCAUUCAACAAAAUAUCAAAAAUUAAUUAUAGAUAAUAUAUACAGAGUAGAUAUUUUAAUUUUUUUCUUAUUAUUCAUUCAAAAUAAAAAGACAAAAAAUAAAAUAUCAUUUCAGCAAAAACGAGUGAUUCAAUAUAUAAUAGUAAAAAUUAUUUUACUAUUAUUCUUUUAUUUUAAUAAUAAUAAAUGUGAAACGUUUUUAUCACCAUCUAAUAUUUUACACUUCCUUACAUCAUUCAAUCAAAAUGAAAAUCAAAAUGAAAAUAGUAGUGUGUACUCAUUAUGUCCUAUUUUAUGUGACAAAAACAAGAAAGAACCCAAAGAAAAUGAUGAUAAAAAAAAAAUAAAUUAUAAUUCUGAUGGGGAUCAUGAUGUGGUGCAGCAUAAAUACAGUUCCCACGAUAUAGAUAACAAUAAUAAAACAUAUGAGGACAAAAUUAACAUUAUGGAUAGCUAUGAUUCUUUUAUGUUGGAUGAGGAUAUAUUUAUCGAUAAAAGUUUGCAAGUAGAUGAAGAACAUAAUAACCACUACAACAUCAUCAACAACAACAACAAUAAUAAUAAUAAUAAUAAUAAUAACAAUAAUAAUAAUAAUAAUAAUGAUUAUGAUAAAAAUAUCUCCAUUAAUUAUGUACAAAAUGAAAACACAAAUAGAACACUUAUAAAAGAAAACAAUUAUAAUGAUGUUAAGAACAACCCCUUUUCUCAAUUGUUUAUGAAAAAAAACUUAGAUGAUCAUAAGUAUAAAGAUAUAAAUAACAAUAUCAAUGAUUUAACCUACGAUUUUAAUGUUGAUAAUAAAAUAAAUAAAAAAUCAUAUGAAGAAAAUUUUAAUCCUACUCAAUCCACAAAAAUAAUUAAAUUUUGUCUACAUUACAUAAGUAUGAAAAAGAUUAUCACGUUAUUAAUUACAAAAGAAUUAAAAAGCAUUCUAUUUUUAAAAUUAUCAGAAAAUUGUAAUGUGCAAAGUAUAUAUGAAAAAUCAAAACAUAUGUAUACUUACUUAAAACGCUUGAAUGGACAUAAUUUUUUUUUAUCUCUUAAAAUAUUAAAUAGAUUGUUAUUAAAAAAUAGAAAGAUGAAUCAAAUGAAUUAUAUCAUAUAUCACUUUUUUAUAACUCUACAUGUUGUACAUUAUAUAAAAAAUAAUAUGAUUAUGCAAAACAAAAAAGGAAAUACGGAAAAAAAACAAAAAGACGAAAUUAGUAUAAAUCAGAACAUAUCAUACGAAAACACUUGUGAUGAGUAUCACUUUGUAUUUUUAAAUAAACAAAUUAGCACAAAUAAAAGCGGUAUAUCGAAAAAUGAGAAAAAAGAAAUUUACAAUACUAAUGAUUUUGUGGAUACUAAAAAGAACAACCUUUAUAAUGUAGACAAUUUAAUUAAUAAUAAAUUAUAUUUGAUUAAAAUAUUGAUAACUUUAUUAUUUAUUAAUUUGAACAACAUAUUCUUGCCAUCAAUAAAUAAACUAUAUUUUAUAAAAAACAAAACAUAUAUUAUUAUAAAGAAAGAAAAAAAUAAGAAGAAAGAUAUAAAAUUAAAAUAUGAUGAUGACAUAUCACACUUUAUAUCUUCUCUUUUAGAUUUUAUACAAGUAACAUAUAUAAAGGGAUAUGAAUUUAUAUAUAUAAAUUUAUUAUUAUUAUUAGAAUAUUGUAUUGAAUUGUUAUUAUGUAGUUGGGAUAAUAUAAAGCCUUCAAAUAUUUCGUACAUAUUGCUUCUUAAAAGAACACAAAAAAUUAUAACACAAUAUAAUAAUGAUAGUUAUAAUGACAUUAAUAGUUAUGAUAAUAAUAAUAAUAAUAAUAAUAAUAAUAGUAAUAGUAGUAGUAAUAGUCUCCAUUAUUAUCAUAAGUGUUGUGUCUUAUCCUUUAUUAAUAAGGAAGAAUAUACAAAAUUAAAAAAAGCUCUUAGCAAUAUGUAUCUUAAAAUAUUAAGCCAUUGUAAUAACUCCAUACUUAUAGUAUGCAAAAUUAUUAUAGGCAAUAGACUUCUUAUAGAUGAUGAAUUGUAUUUAUUUAAAAUAAAAAAAUGUGAUAUUUUAUAUUACUUUACUUGUAAUUAUUCCGUGAUAAAAUCUAAUAAAGAAAAUAUCUUAUUACAUAAUAGUAGUGUACAUAAAAAACACAAAGACAAGAAUGUUAAAGAUAUAAAAAAGGAAACAAAUGAUAUUACUAUUUUUACAUCAGCAGAUAUUAAUUCAUUUAUUAAAACAUUGUUAAUUAUAAUAAAUUAUGACAUUCAUAAAUUUAAGGAUACAGAAUAUCAUAAAACAAUUGAACAAGUUAUUAAAGAUAAUGAUUGGUAUGUUAUAUAUAAUAAUAAUAAUAACAAUAAUAAUAAUAAUAAUAAUAAUAAUAAUAACACCUCGUCCCUUUUAACCUCCUCCUCCUCAUCAUCAUAUUAUUAUAAUAAGGAUGAAACUAGAAAUAUGAGCUUUCUAUAUAAUGAUGCUUUUAGUUCAAAUUUGGAUUCUUUUUCAGAUAGUAUACCUUCAACAGAAUGCAGCGAUUUAGAAUUUGGAGAUAUAUUAAACGAAUGUAAUAAUAAUAUGAAAAAAAAUAAUAAUAAAAAUGAAGAAAAAUAUAAAGAUAAGCAAAUAUCAUUUAUGAAUAUUUUUAGCCCUAAUGAAUGGAAGUAUAAUAUAUAUGAUAUGGAUGAAAUGUAUAAUGAUAAAAAAAAAAAAAAAGAUGUACAAGCAGAUUAUAUAGAAAAUGUAAAAAGGAUACAAAAUGAAGACCUUAUAAAACAUCCAAAUAAUACAUCUAUAGGAAUGGUAAAGGAGGUAGAAAUUUUUAAUAAAGAUAUGAAUGAUAAAAUAGAUAAUAUAAAUAAUGAAAAAUAUAUAUCAUAUAAUAAUAGUUCUUAUUAUAAUGAAGAACAUGAAAAACAUAAAAAUACAAAUAAUGAUAAUCUUAUAUUACAAGAAGAUAUAAAUAAUAAGGAAGGGGAAAAAAAAAUAAAUAAUGAUAAAGAUAUGUAUAAUAAUGAUAAAGAUAUGUAUAAUAAUGAUAAAGAUAUGUAUUAUAAUGAAUAUGAUGAUGAAGAUUAUCAAAUGCACAUUUCAAAAUCAAAAGAUAUUAUUUUAAAUAAAUAUGGAGAAGGAUUUUUAUCAAAUUUUAUAAACAAAUUGAAUUAUCAUAAUAAUAACAAAAGUAACAAUAAUUAUAAUAAUAAUAAUAAUGAGUGUAAUAAUAAUAAUUAUCAUAACGACAGUUAUUGUAAAAAACAUUUUAGACAUAUACAUAAAAAAUCACAAAUGAUAAAUUUAUUAAAAUAUGUCAAGUUUAUUUUAAAAUAUUGGAAUAUAUAUAAUUUAAUUAAUGAAAAGAAUUUAGAAGAAUAUUUGUUAAUAUUAUUUUUUGCUAAUCAUUUUAAUUUUUUCCAAAAUAUGAUAAAGUAUAAAAUUAUAUUAAAACUAUUUAUUCAUAAUAAUUUACAAAAAGCAGAUGAACUCUUAGGAAAUAAAAGUAUGGUUUGGAAUUGGUACAGAAAUACUGGAAAGAUUAAAACAAAUAUUGAAGAAUAUUUAAUCAAAGAUAUUUCUUGUAAACUUUUUUUUACUAAUAAUAAACAAGAUCAACUUUUAAAAAAAUUAAAUAAAUUUCAAUAUAAAAAUAAAUAUGAUCAAAAUAAUUUUUUUUUAAAAAAUUAUUAUCAUAAUAAAUAUAAUCAUAAUUAUAUUUCAAGUGUAUAUAUUCAAUAUCUUCAUUUCCUAAAAUAUAAAAACACUCAUAAAAAUAAUUAUUCCAAAAAUCAAAGGACAAAAGAAUAUGAUAUUAUUAUAAACAACAAAAAAACGGAAGAAAAUGUAAAUAAUUAUAAUCACUCCAUAAAUAUAAAUCAAACUGAAAUAAAUAAUAACAAAUAUGUUAAUCAUCAUAAAUAUUUUACUCACAAUAAUAUAACUCAAGAUAAUAGUUAUAUUAAUAAUAAUAAUAAUAGUGAAUCUUAUGAAAAAAAAAGACAAACAACAGAUUAUAUUCCUCAAGAUGAAUAUAAUCAACUACCAUUGUUUUUCUUAAGCUUAUUAGACCUUUAUAAAAAUACUUUUGAUGUCUACGAAUUUUAUUAUCAAUCCGUUAUUUAUAAAUUAUUGAAAAAUAAUAAUGAACAUAAUAUUAAUGAAAUUCAAAAUUAUGUUGAAGACAUGAACAAAUAUCUAAAAAAUAAAUUAGCGUCCUAUGAUUUAUAUAUGAUGUUAUAUUAUUAUCAAUUUUUUACCUUUCAAUCUAUUUGUAAUCCUAACCAAAACGUUCUCAAUAAAAAUGAACAAAACUUAAUUGUAUAUAUGUGGGUAAAGCAUACGCAGGGACUUUUAAAAAAAUACAGGUUGAAGAGCACCAACUUUCCCAAUGCACAAUAA